Molecule: messenger RNA, 2967 nt
Organism: Paramecium sonneborni
Lineage: Eukaryota; Ciliophora; Oligohymenophorea; Peniculida; Parameciidae
Source: the annotation of a GenBank genome assembly
AUGCAUUAUCUUCCACCUGUUCUUUGUACAGAGUAGCCAGCUGAAGAAUCAAUCUUAAUGUAAUUCAAUUAAUAAUUGUAUGGAAAAGCAGCAUUAUAAAGUCCAAUUUUGUAAAUGGAAAAUUACUUCUUGAAUUCAGAUAAUAAAGAGUUUACAAAACUAAAUGAAGGGUAACCAUUAUAUUAAUGAUAAAUUAGAUCGAAUUUAAAAUCAAAAACUGGAUCUUCUUUGAUCUAAUACUUUCAUAUAAGACAUUUUAUUCAUUCAUUAAUGAAAAAGAAAAAGUAUUUGACAAAGUUUUCUAAAAUUCAUUUUAAUCUAAUAAAUGAUAAUGCCUCUAAUUUCAAUCUUAAAAUAUUAAAGACAAAUGCAUUAAAUUUGAAACCAAUUUCUCAAACAAUAUAAUAAACAUUGAGUAAAACUACAAUAAGUAAAAAGAGAAAUGAGGAAUGGUGGAACAAAUUAUCAUAGAUAUUAGAGAAGUGUUUAAAUUUAAUACCAAUAGUAUAUCCAGAUGAUAAAAUGAAAGUUAGAUGGGAUUGUAUUUUAGUAUUACCACGCUUUUAUUUUAUGUGUAUAAUUCCAGUUGAUUUGGCUUGGACUAAAGAAUAAGUAUUAUAUGGUUAUUCUUUUAUUCCAACAUUGAUAUCUUUAGGAUUAAUAAUAAUAGAUUUCUUUUUUGGGUUUGCUUGUAGUUAUUAUGAAGAUGGAUAAAUAAUAACAAAUAGAAAGAAAGUAUUUUUGCAUAAUCUAACAAAAUCAUAUGGAAUAGAAUUAGCAUCAACAGUAGUUAUAAUCAUAUUCUUAUUUUUAUAAGUUUUUUAUGAUUAAUAAGUUGAUAUAUCAAAAGACAUAUAUUAUUUAUUAUUAUUAUUUUCUUUAGUUUAAUAUCGAAAUAUAAUGAAAAUAAGAGAAUAAUUAGAAGAAGCAUUAAAUUUAUCUGAAUAUGGUAGUUCUAUUGUAGAACUUGUAAAAUUAUUGAGUUUAGUUUGUUAUGUAAUACAUAUAUUUGGUUGUUUAUGGUUUUGGGUAAUUAAUAAUUAUAAUAAUAUAUAGGUUGGUUAUUACGGUUCAACAUAUUUAAAUGAGGGAUGGUUGGUUGGAUAAGAAGUGGUAGAUGCUAAUUUUGGAACAUAAUAUUUGAGAGCUAUUUAUUUUUCUACUGUUACAAUGUUUACAGUUGGAUAUGGAGACAUAACUCCUAAAACUGAGCCUGAAUAUAUAUUAGCUAUUAUUUUUAUGAUGGUUAGUAGUAUUCAAUUAUCUUACAGUGUUAGUACUGUAGGAGCUGUACUUGAAAAAAUUACUUCAUUUAAAGAGAUUAAAUAAAAAAAACUGAGAAUUAUUAAUAAUUUUAUGGCAAAUAAAUAAAUCAAUUUUAAACUUUAAUUUUAAGUUAGGUAGUAUCUAAGUUAUUAUUGGAAUAAAUAAUAAGAUGAAGAAAAUUAAGCUGAAACUGAAAUUAUUGAUUAAUUAAAUCAAACUUUGAAAGAAAAAUUAAUAUAUGAGGCUAAUUCUCGUAUUCUUAAUUAAUGUAAAUUAAUUAAAGAUAAUUUCUCUGAAAAAUUUUAAAAGAAAUUAGUUGAAAAAAUUACAUCUCAAUUUCUAUAACCAGAAAGUCAUAUUGAUUUCUCAAAGUUUUUAAAAAGAAUUAAAAAAGUUGAAAAAUCUGAAAUUUAAUGUUUAUGUUUUAUUGAAGAAGGAAAAGUUGAAUCCUUUAUAGAGGAUCCUAUUACUUAAAAUAUUAUUGCUUCAAAUAUUAAUAAUUAUGAAUCAGGAAAAUGUUUUAAUGAAAUUUCAUUUUUAACUGGAUAAGAUUUAAAAGAAAAAUUUAAAACUUUAGAAUUUACUAAAUUACUUGUAUUAUCAAGAAAAGACUUUUUAGAUACUCUUAAAGAUUUUCCUUAAGAUUUUGAAAAAUACAAAGAACUUGUUGAUGAUCUCAAUAUAAACAAAUAAAUGGAAAUGUUAAAAGUAGAAUGUUAAUCAUGUCAAUCUUAUAAACAUCGAACUGUAAAUUGUCCUAUUAUUCAUUAUGUUCCAGAUAAAGAAGUUAUUAUUAAAAGAUGUUUUUAUCCAUCAAUAUAAUAAAGAAGACAUAUAAAAAGAUCUAAAACUAGAACUAAACCAACAUUUAAAAUAUAAAAGUUAGUUGCAAUGUAAGCAAAUAAAAUGUAUCAUUCAGUUACAAUAGAUCCUAAUUAUUGCAAUAUUUAUGAUUUUUAAGAUGAUUAAUAAAUUCCAGUAGUUCUUGAUCCUUAAAUAAUCUAUCAAACUGUAUAGCCCCCCUAGAAUUAAAAAUUGGAUUAUGAAGAAGAAAAUGAUAUUUCCAUUCUAGCUAAUUAGUAACCUGAAUCGCCAAAAUAAAGAUAAAAUUAAAAGAAUUUGACUUAUACCAAAAUUAAUAAAAAUAAAAGAACACCACAAAAGCUAUUUCGUAAAACCUUUAAUGUAAUUAGAGGUGCUUAAUUUUGGACUAAAAUAACAAAAUAAAAAAAAAACUUUUCUUUAUCUUAUGAAAAUCAAAUUAGGGAACUUCAAUUAAGAAAAACAUUAAUUAAUGAAUAAAUUGAUUUAGUUCCAAAAUCUAUCUUAGAUGAUAUUUUCUUUAUAGAAUAGAAGUUUUCGUAGAUUCUAAAGCAAUAAUAAGUAGAAGAUUAAUUCGAUUAAAUCAGAGAUUUUAAAAAGUAUAGACCCUAAGAUAAUUUAAUGUAAUAAAUCUAUAAAUAAGAUAUGAUUAAUGAAAAGUUUUCACCAAAUGAAUUGACUUUCUUCUAAAAAAUUAGAGUAAAAUUGAGUAGAUUUAUGAGCUUCCCCUAAUAAUAUAUAUUAAGAUAUAAAUAUCCCUUAUCUAUUUCAUCAAAAAUUGGCCUUGUGAUUGAUGAAAAAAAAAUGAAAAGAUCAACAAAAAAUAAAUCCAGAAUUAAAAAAACAUUAACCAAAAAAACAUAAUCCAAAAAAAAAUGA